Messenger RNA from Cinclus cinclus, 1569 nucleotides. It is a transcript of the gene PDXK, whose product is annotated as pyridoxal kinase. NCBI's taxonomy places the organism in Eukaryota, Metazoa, Chordata, Aves, Passeriformes, Cinclidae. Gene Ontology annotation, molecular function: pyridoxal kinase activity. The transcript has 11 exons. Gene Ontology annotation, biological process: pyridoxal 5'-phosphate salvage. Bases 39 to 977 code for a protein of 312 amino acids. The record is from RefSeq and is a predicted model, not a curated record. Gene Ontology annotation, cellular component: cytosol.
ACCUCGGCCCGGCGCGGGCAGGCGCGCACGGCGCAGCCAUGGAGCCGGAGUGCCGGGUGCUCUCCAUCCAGAGCCACGUCGUCCGCGGCUACGUGGGCAACAAGGCGGCCACCUUCCCCUUGCAGGUUUUGGGAUUUGAAGUUGAUACGGUGAACUCUGUCCAGUUUUCAAACCACACAGGCUAUGCCCACUGGAAGGGUCAGGUGUUGAAUUCAGAUGAGCUUCAUGAACUUUAUGAAGGACUUAAGCUGAACAAAGUCAACCGGUAUGAUUACGUGCUCACAGGGUAUACAAGAGACACAUCAUUUCUUGCAAUGGUGGUGGAUAUUGUCCAGGAGUUGAAACAGCAGAAUUCUAACCUCGUGUAUGUGUGUGAUCCAGUGAUGGGUGACAAAUGGAAUGGAGAAGGCUCUAUGUAUGUGCCCAAGGAUCUCCUGCCAGUCUACAGGGACAAAGUUGUACCUGUUGCAGAUAUAAUCACUCCUAACCAGUUUGAAGCUGAGUUGCUCACAGGCAGGAAGAUUUACACAGAAAAAGAUGCACUGGAGGUAAUGGAUAUGCUCCAUGCCAUGGGACCAGAGACUGUGGUGAUCACAAGCUCAGAUCUACAGGCACCUCUAGGAAACGACUACCUGAUUGCUCUGGGAAGCCACAGAAAAACUAAAGCAGAUGGUACCAAGAUGACACAAAGAAUUCGGGUGGAGUCUCCUAAAGUGGAUGCUGUCUUUGUUGGGACAGGAGACUUGUUUGCUGCUAUGCUUCUGGCAUGGACACACAAGCACCCAAACAAUUUGAAGGUGGCAUGUGAGAAGACUGUGUCAGCCAUGCAGCAUGUUCUGCAAAGGACCAUUAAGAGUGCAAAAGUGCAAGCUGGAGAAGGAAACAAACCAAACUCAGCCCAGCUGGAACUGAGAAUGGUCCAAAGCAAAAAGGACAUAGAAAACCCAGAGAUCAUAGUGAAAGCUACCGUGUUAUAAAGGCUCCACAUCUCCAAUAACGCACAAUGUAUCGAUGUCCUCAUUUCUUUCCUGUAAUUUGUAAUAUUUGCCUUAGAUCUGUGACAGAAACCUGACUUUCAUGAAAUAGUGCCCAGCAUAGGCAGAUAUCCACUCUCAAAUAUAUGUGCUGGCCUUGCUCAGUUUUAAAAACAGAACAGUUAGUGUGCAUUGAAGCAUAUUCCCAAGUAUCCCAAUGUUUGUCAGAUUCACUUAGUCUAUGUGAUUACCCAGGGCAAGAGAGCAAUGUUCCUGCCUUGCCAAAGACUGUAGAUGAGAAUUUGCUAAUGGAAUGCUUGACUGACUGGAAAAUGUAUUUCAAGAUGGCAUCUAGUGCCAAUGGAGCUGGCUCCAUGCUCCCUUUUCCUGGAGGUACCUGGUUACCUACUCUGGUAUUCAGUAUCUCGGCUAUGAAACUAAGCAGGGUUAAAGCUGCACACACAGUUCUGGUUGUGUGUAGGGGUACUCUGAAGAUGUUUGGCAUGUUUAGUACUCUGAAGUGACCUUGAGGUGUCAUUCACGUUGCUGAUCUCUGCUCCUGUUUCUUGUCCAUGAACAGCUGCACAGUUUUGGU